This is a messenger RNA of Saprolegnia diclina VS20, 327 nucleotides long. RefSeq lists its product as hypothetical. Bases 1 to 327 code for a protein of 108 amino acids. The record is from RefSeq and is a predicted model, not a curated record. Gene Ontology annotation, cellular component: cytoplasm. Gene Ontology annotation, molecular function: GTP binding; GTPase activity. Lineage: Eukaryota; Oomycota; Saprolegniomycetes; Saprolegniales; Saprolegniaceae. The transcript has a single exon. Gene Ontology annotation, biological process: intracellular protein transport; vesicle-mediated transport.
AUGGGCUGUCGACUCUCGUUCUACGUGCGACUUCGCUGGUUACUUGGCCACAAGAUGCAGCUCCUCCUUCUAAGCCUCGACUCGGUGGGCAAGAACACAAGCCUCUACAAACUCGAACUCGGCGACGUCGUCACAACGCGGAUCCGUAUUGGCUUCAACGUCGAGAGUCUCGAUAUUCCGGGUCUCUCCUGCAUAUCGUGGGAUGUCGCAGGCCCUAUAAUGUCCCUUCGCCAGUUCUACUCGUCGACGGUGCACAAAGCCAGCGCGCUCGUGCUUAUCUUGACGCCAGCGAUACGUCGCGUAUCGACGAAGCACGCUGUGAGCUAA